UGCAGUCGGUCCGUUAAAUAGAGCUCUGCUCCGUUAGAUUACAUUUCUUUAUUUAUGGCUCUUUUUGUCAAAAUUUUCUGAAUACUGAAAAAACAAUGGAGCUUCUUUUAGUCUUGUGCCUCUGCAUCUCCACUUGGACUGGAAACACACUUGAUGAUGAAAACGAUGUUCCAAGACAUGCAAUAGAGGGCAGUGAUGUCAUCUUGCCCUGUUCUUCCAAGAAAAAGGACAACCUCACACAUGAAGUGUUCGACUGGAAGAAAAAUUAUGACAAGGAGGUGUUUUUAUAUGUCAAAGGAAAACAUUACAACAAUGGAAAAACUGGCCAAGAUGAAGAUUUCAAAAAUCGUGUUGAUUUCUUCGAAGAUCAGCUCCAGUUUGGCAAUGCAUCCAUCCGUAUCAAAAAAACAAAGCUGACUGACAGUGGAAUCUACAGUUGUAGAUUAUUUCCAAAUCUUGACCAAGAACAGACGUUUUCCUUUGAACUUGUUGUUAAUGUUUGCCCAGAGCCAACUUUCAUAACUGAAAAAGGCAGAAGGGUGAAGUGUUCAGUUCCUGUUGUUUCAGAUGUCGAGAUGGAGUUGCAUAACAGGGCUAAUAAGUCUGUAGGUCAGCUUGUUGAUAAUGGAACCUCACACAAUUCCAAAUACUUCAUGUUUUCUGUGACCGAGGAUGGCUACUAUCGUUGUCUUGUGAAGCAGAAAGAAUACUGCCAUCAAAUUUAUUCAGCAGAGAAUUUUGCUGAGAAAUCUGACACAAAAAACAGAGCAGAAGGGGGGAAAAUGAUCAAACUCAACUUAUUGCUAUUGUUGGUAGUGGUGGGCAUAUUGUUGCCUUAGUAUGUUUCCUGCUGGCAUCAAGUUCUCCCAGGUAA
This is a messenger RNA of Poecilia reticulata (guppy), 874 nucleotides long. The record is from RefSeq and is a predicted model, not a curated record. Lineage: Eukaryota; Metazoa; Chordata; Actinopteri; Cyprinodontiformes; Poeciliidae.